CCCGCGCCAAACGAAGGCCGUCAUCGGACGCCUUCGCACGUCGGUGGCGAUGGACGCGGGUGGCGUCGGCGGGGCUGGCGACGGCUGCUUCGAGAAGAUGGAGACGGAAGAGGAGAGGACCGAGCUUUUGAGGGAUCGAUUCCGCCUCUCCGUUAUCUCUAUUGCCGACGCCGAGGCUAAGAAGCUCGGAAUGCAGGUCGCGGAACCGGUGGUUGCGUGCAUCGCUGACCUAGCUUUCAAAUUUACGGAACAGUUGGCAAAAGAUGUAGAGCUGUUUGCAUAUCAUGCUGGUCGCAAAUCUGUGAAUGUGAAAGAUGUUACACUAUCAGCACAUAGGAACGACCAUUUGACAAGCUUGCUGAGGUCAUUUUCUCAAGAAUUGAGAGACAAAGAACCCAAGACUGAAAGGAAAAGGAAGAAAUCCUCCGAAAAGGGUGAGACAUCGGUACCCAGUUGAUGGUUACAUUGGCAGAGAUGGCGAUGCCUACGUAGACAUUAGUAGCUUAAAAUGAACGGAACCGAGUUAAACACAUUGUCUUGUUAGCAAUAUCGAGAAACACACUUGUGUAAAUUCCUGUGUCAUCUGAAACUUGAGAGUCCAUCCUGUUUAUAACCCGAAAAAUUAUUGUUUCCUUUUCGAUGAGU
This is a messenger RNA of Musa acuminata AAA Group (dessert banana), 645 nucleotides long. Its product is annotated as protein MHF1 homolog. Gene Ontology annotation, cellular component: FANCM-MHF complex. The transcript has 4 exons. NCBI's taxonomy places the organism in Eukaryota, Viridiplantae, Streptophyta, Magnoliopsida, Zingiberales, Musaceae. Gene Ontology annotation, biological process: resolution of meiotic recombination intermediates; replication fork processing. The record is from RefSeq and is a predicted model, not a curated record. Gene Ontology annotation, molecular function: protein heterodimerization activity; chromatin binding. Bases 50 to 457 code for a protein of 135 amino acids.